AUGAAUCCCCUGGCGUCGCCUCCGGAGUUGAGUCCUCUGGAGCAGGAGGUACUCGAGGAAUAUGAACGCCUCGCGGAGAAUAUGAAAAAGCUCGCACUUUUGCUCGGCGACCUUGCCGACAGACCAAGCACCGAGAUCCUCGACGGACUGCGGGACCUAGAACGGAAAACGAGUCUCGUCUUCACGCUGCUCAAGGCGAGCGUGUACAGCAUCGUGCUGCAGCAGGAGAUUGACUGGGGCGAUGGCGGCGAAGGCGCGGGCGCGGAUCAGCGCGAGGGAGGGCACGACGACGAAGGGACGGCGUAUUGA
Molecule: messenger RNA, 309 nt
Organism: Parascedosporium putredinis
Lineage: Eukaryota; Fungi; Ascomycota; Sordariomycetes; Microascales; Microascaceae
Source: the annotation of a GenBank genome assembly